GAAGAUGUCAUAGCGCUGCGCCGCGUAAUGGCGUCUGUGAUUCGGCUGUAGAAAGAAAAUAUCCUGGAGAUGCGAUGCUGAUCUCCAUGUGACACUGUUGUAAAGAUGGCGUUUAUUAAAGAGGAGAGUGAAGACCUGGAGAUUGAAGACACAUUCAGAGUCAAGCAGGAAGAUCCAGAGGAACAAACAGCGCUGAAAGAGGAGAGUCAAGUACUUGACGAAGAGACCGAUCAGACUGACCAACAUCGUGAUUUUAUAAAUGGAGAAGAAUCUUUUAAUAGUUUCCAAACUAAAAUAAGGAUUCUCUGCUGCAAAAAAAGAUCUCGCAAGACUGCGACUAGACUUUAUUUCACCUGCGGUCACUGCGGACAAGGUUUCGACCAGCAAGGAAACUACAACGUCCACAUGAGGAUUCACACCGGAGAGAAGCCGUACAGCUGCCAGCAGUGCGGCAAGAGCUUCAACCGCAACGGCAACCUGAAGGUCCACAUGAGGAUCCACACAGGAGAAAACCCGUUCACCUGCGUUCAGUGCGGGAAGAGUUUCACUCAGAAGUGCAGCCUCAAAAUCCACAUGAGGAUCCACACCGGAGAAAGCCCGUUCGCCUGCCAGAUGUGUGGGAAAAGUUUCAGUCGAAGGGGAAGUCUUAGGAGUCACAUGAGAACUCACACCGGAGAGAAACCGUACUUGUGCUCGCAGUGUGAACAGAGAUUCAAGCACAAACCCACCCUGACCACCCACAUGAGGACUCACACCGGAGAGAGGCCGCUGGUGUGCACUCAGUGCGGACAGAGCUUCAGAUAUCGCUUGACCCUUAGUAAUCACAUGAAGACUCAUUUAAACGAGAGCCAUUUCAGCUGUCACUACUGCGGGACGACUUUCACCGACAAGAAACUGCUCUCCAGGCACGUGUCCACUCACAUCGCAGAGAAGCCCUUCAUGUGCAGUUGCUGUGGAGUGACAUGCAAGAGCGCAAUCGCUCUCAACGUCCACAUGAGAGUUCACACCGGAGUGAAGCCUUUCGUCUGCGCUCAGUGCGGGAAGAGAUUCUCUCAGAAAGGAAACCUUUGCUUGCACAUGAGGAUCCACACGGGAGUGAAGCCGUUCACCUGCCUUCAGUGCCAGAGGAGUUUCACCUACAACAAAGACCUGCAGCGCCAUUUGAAGACUCACGCUGGAGAGAAACCCAAGGGUUCCUCGGUAGCUGUGUAUAUAGCCGGAGAUGAGAACUAGAUUUGUGGGCAAAACUGGAAUAUCAUAUAGCAGUGUUUUCACACAAUGAGUCAAAGAGAACCACAUAGACACUUCCUGAUAAACUGGCGGCAAAUAUCAGACAGAAAAGUUUAGUUUUCCAAACAACCGUCUUUUUCUAAUAUAGUUAUAUACAAGGCAAGAUCUUAUACAGAAGACAAAACACAGUGAACUUUUAGUGGCUUUUGCGAGACGUUCUUUGGGAGCGCAGAUGCUCUAAUCCAGGGGUGUCCAAACUCGGUCCUGGAGGGCCGGUGUUUUGCAGAUUUUAGCUCCAACUUGCCUAAACACACCUGCUAGGAUUUUUCUAGAAAGCCUAGAAAGCUUGAUUAGUUGGCCCAGGUGUGUCUGGGGUUGGAAUUAAACUUCGCAGGACACCGGCCCUCCAGGACCAAGUUUGGGCACCCCUGCUCCUAACAGUUCUGGAGGUGGUGAUAAUACUGAACCACUGUGACUUUAGCUGAGGGGUUUUAGUAUGAACAAAACAACAUUUCAGAUGUUUUACAACGUACUGGAAAGGCUGGUUUGUCUAUUAAUGUGUCCCAUCAAUCUAAAUCACAUGACUUUUUAGUGCACAUGCUGGAAUUUGUUCAGUAAAAGUGGUUCCGUCGUAGUUUAUGCACGUUUUUUCUUAUUGACUAAAAGUUUAUCCUACUCGGAGUUCCCCUUACUAUAAAACACAUUUUACUGGACUGUCCUGCUUUUAAUGAUCCCUGAAGACUUUGUUUAUGAAGUGAACUCUUAAGGAUAUUUUUAGCAAAGUGACACCAGAAAAGAUUUUAGAAUUCUUAUCAUGU
Danio aesculapii is the source of this 2048-nucleotide messenger RNA. Its product is annotated as gastrula zinc finger protein XlCGF8.2DB. Gene Ontology annotation, molecular function: DNA-binding transcription factor activity; RNA polymerase II cis-regulatory region sequence-specific DNA binding. Lineage: Eukaryota; Metazoa; Chordata; Actinopteri; Cypriniformes; Danionidae. The coding region runs from base 106 to 1233 and encodes 375 amino acids. The transcript has 3 exons. The record is from RefSeq and is a predicted model, not a curated record. Gene Ontology annotation, biological process: regulation of transcription by RNA polymerase II.